AUGGCUCCGAUGUACGUCGUCAAGAGGGAUGGGCAGAGUCAAGAAGUGAAGUUUGACGCCAUCACUCGGCGCAUUCAAACUCUUUGCGAUGGCUUGGAUUCCCGUUUCGUCGACCCUGUGCCUGUCACCCAAAAAGUGGUCGAAGGUUUCUACAACGGCAUCUCCACGUCCGAGGUGGACACCCUGGCAGCCGAGACCUGCGCGUACAUGUCGCAAAAGCACCCCGACUUCUCCACCUUGGCGGCACGCAUUGCGGUGUCGAACCUGCACAAGAACACAUCGAGUUCCUUCUACGAGACGUGCAAGAUCCUGCACAGCUACGUGGAUAAGCAGGGCAGGCCCGCGGCUCUGCUAGCAGACGACGUCUGGGAGUUCAUUUGUGCCAAUGCAGAGGCCUUGGACCAAGCCAUCGACUACAAGAGAGACCUGGGCUACGACUAUUUCGGGUUCAAGACCCUGGAGAAGUCUUACCUCUUGCGCGUGCGCGGGAAGAUCGUGGAGAGGCCGCAGCACAUGAUCAUGCGAGCGGCUUGCGGCAUCCACCUGGGGGACCUGUCGGCCGCAUUGGAGACGUACGACUUGAUGUCGCGGAAGUUCUUUACGCAUGCGACACCGACCCUCUUCAAUGCGGGCACCCCCAAGCCGCAGAUGUCAUCCUGCUUCCUGCUGAAGAUGCAGGAGGACAGCAUCGAAGGAAUCUACGACACCCUGAGCCCAGAUUCGAAGCAGUGCGCCUCCAUCUCCAAGUCCGCGGGCGGCAUCGGCGUGGCGAUCUCGAAUGUGCGUGCCGGCGGAUCAUACAUUCGCGGCACCAAUGGCCACAGCAACGGCCUCGUGCCCAUGCUCCGGAACUUCAACGAGACGGCGAGGUAUGUCGAUCAGGGUGGAGGAAAGAGGAAGGGCUCGUUUGCUAUGUACCUGGAACCUUGGCACGCUGAUGUCUUCGACUUCUUGGAGCUGCGGAAGAAUCACGGCAAGGAGGAGCAGCGUGCCCGAGAUCUCUUCUACGGGCUCUGGAUUCCGGAUCUCUUCAUGACCCGGGUCAAGGACAACCUGGAUUGGACUCUCUUCUGCCCAAACGAGGCCUACGACGAGAAGAGUGGCAAGGGACUGAUGGAUGUAUGGGGCGAGGAGUUCGAGGAACUGUACAUACGCCUGGAGAGGGAGGGCAAGGGCCGCAAGGUGGUCAAGGCACAGCAGCUUUGGUUCCGCAUCCUUGAGUCGCAGAUGGAGACCGGCACCCCUUACAUGCUGUACAAGGAUCACGCGAACCGCAAGUCCAACCAGCAGAACCUCGGCACAAUCCACUGCUCCAACCUUUGUACCGAAAUCAUUGAGUACACUGCGAAGGAUGAGGUGGCAGUGUGCAACCUGGCCUCCAUCUCCUUGCCUGCCUUUGCCAGCUGUGAGGGGUCCUAUGACUUCGAGCAGCUGUACCAGGUAACCAAGGUGGCAACCCGCAACCUGAACAAAGUCAUCGACCGGAACUACUAUCCGGUGCCGGAGGCCCGAAAGUCCAACCUCCGGCAUCGGCCCGUAGGCUUGGGCGUGCAGGGUCUUGCAGAUGCAUUCCUCAUCAUGAAGCUGCCUUUCGAGAGCGAGGCGGCGAAGCAACUCAAUGAGGACAUCUUCGAGACCAUUUACUUCGCAGCUUGCGAGGCCUCGUGUGAACUGGCUGAGACGUUCGGCUCCUACGAGACAUACGAAGGUAGCCCUGCCAGCAAAGGCCUGCUGCAGUUCGACCUGUGGGAUCGCCAGCCGCGCAGUGGGCGCUGGGACUGGACGGGCCUGAAAGCACGGAUCGGCCGAUACGGGCUCCGGAACUCCUUGCUAGUGGCACCCAUGCCCACGGCCAGCACAGCACAGAUUUUGGGCAACAACGAGUCCUUCGAGCCUUACACGCAGAACCUCUACGUUCGCCGGGUGCUUUCGGGGGAGUUUGUGCAAGUGAAUCGCCACCUGCUCAAAGAUCUCAUCCAGCGCGGCUUAUGGAACGAGGAACUCCGUGUGCAGCUGAUCGCGCAGAACGGCAGUGUGCAAAGAUUGGACCUGCCACAGGAUCUCAAAGAGCUGUACAAGACCGUUUGGGAGAUCAGGCAGAAGGUUGUCCUAGACAUGGCUGGUGACCGUGGUGUCUACAUCGAUCAGUCGCAGUCGCUGAACAUUCACAUGACGGAUGUGACCACUGCCAAGCUCUCAUCCAUGCACUUCCACGGCUGGCAGCUAGGCUUGAAAACAGGCCUUUACUACCUUCGAACGAAGGCAGCUGCUGAUGCGAUCAAGUUCACUGUGGAUGUUAAGAAGCUGACGAAGACGGCCAAGUCUGAGAAGUCCGUGGCCUCUGACUCAGAUGCCUCCACGGCUACAUCUGCGACGAAAGGCUUGGAGGCCUCCGCGAUCGAAGCACUUAAGGCGGAAGGGCCGAAGUACAGCUGCGUAAAUUGCAGCGCAUGA
Symbiodinium sp. CCMP2592 is the source of this 2454-nucleotide messenger RNA. The record is from the annotation of a GenBank genome assembly. NCBI's taxonomy places the organism in Eukaryota, Dinophyceae, Suessiales, Symbiodiniaceae.